Messenger RNA from Candidula unifasciata, 1242 nucleotides. The record is from the annotation of a GenBank genome assembly. NCBI's taxonomy places the organism in Eukaryota, Metazoa, Mollusca, Gastropoda, Stylommatophora, Geomitridae.
UCAGCAGUGAUUGUCAAUUUUGACCAGUCUUUGCCAUCUGCUCACUCAUAUCUUGGAAGUGACUUAGAAGAUGUCAGGGGUCGCACAAUCUUUGAAGAGUCAUCUAUCGUGACUUUACCGCUGCUACUUCUUCCUGGGGUUGUGCUGGUUCCUGGCCAGGUAAUCCCCCUUCAGUUGUACACCCAGAGACUGGUGGCUGUGGUUCGGAAAGUAGCAGACAAAGACAGGACAUUUGGUGUCAUUAAUCUCAGUAAAAAUUAUGAUGAAGAAGGAAGACAGCACAUAUCUUCUGUAGGUUGUACUGCAGAAAUUUUCUCUAUGAAGGAUGAGAUGGAUGAACCAUCAGGGAUCUCUACAGUUCGAGUCAAAGCCAGAGGUCGUCAGAGGUUCAAAGUUGUUGAAAUGAAAUCAGAAAUUACAGGGGAUCUCACAGGCACAGUGAAAAUAUUACCUGAAGUCUCUCUGGUUCAUGUCCUAGAGGGAGCCCGACUACCAUCCCAUCGCAAGCUGAUGGUUUCCCCACCCGAUGAUGCUGAAGAUAUGAUCAAAACAGCAGUCGACAGGCAAGGCCGUGUUCUCACAUCUGUCGACUUGAGGUGCCCGAACCUCAUCACCAAGAUGUACACCGCCAACUGUACCUGGUGGCCACCUUGGGUGUAUAAGAUGUAUGACAUUGACUGGUUGGUUGAGCAGAUUAAAACAGAACUUCACAGUUGGUGUCCAGCAUCUUUACCCCCUGACCCUGUUGACCUGUCAUUCUGGGUCGCCCAUAACCUUCCAGUUAACGAUGAGAUGAGGUUGAGGCUGCUAACUUUUGACUCUGUGGUCCAGCGACUGAGGUUUGGACUCAACAUAAUUCGGAAGAGUGGUGUCCUCUUGUGCUGCGAUUCUUGCCAGGAAGAAAUUGCCAGCAAAAAGGAUGUCUUCAGCAUGUCACAGGAAGGUCCCCUUGGAGCUUAUGUAAACCCAGGGGGUUAUGUGCACGAAAUGUUUACCGUACUUGGCGUGAGGAAUUUACAGAAUAUUGGAUUCGCAUCCACGGAACAUAGUUGGUUUCCUGGGUAUGCAUGGACAAUAGUCCAGUGCAAAGGCUGCCACUCACACAUGGGCUGGAUGUUCACAGCUACAAAAAAGAAUCUUUCACCCAAAAAGUUCUGGGGCCUCUGUCGAUCUGCAAUCAAGACCAGUUUCGGUAAAGUUGAAGAGGAAGAUGAGAAGGAGAAAAUUGGCUUUGUCAUGUGA